CAUACAUACAUACAUACAUACAUAUAUAUAUAUACAUAUAUAUAUACCAUGAGUCAAGAAUUAGCAAAUUUAACUUCUGCACCAACCUCAUUUACAUCUAAUGCAACCUCUACUCCAAUAAUUAACCAUGCCAUUACUUGUUUGAAAUGCGAAUUGCCUCUGGGCGAUCAGCUUGUUAGAGCAUUAGACGGUGCGUUUCAUCCAGAUUGUUUUACUUGUUGGGAUUGUAAUACACCAGUUGCUUCAAGAUAUUUACCUCACCCUACUGAACCAGGACGACCUUUAUGUGAAACAGACUAUUUUAAAAGACUUGGGCUUUUAUGUGCACAAUGUAAUGAGCCUUUGCGUGGAACAUAUAUAAUUGCGCUCGAUAAAAAAUAUCAUACGGAUCAUUUUACUUGUAGUGAGUGCUCUACUGUAUUUGGACCUGAAGAUUCAUAUUAUGAACAUAACUCAAACGUUUAUUGUCAUUUUCAUUAUUCAACUCAAUUUGCCGUAUCUUGUGUUGGUUGUGACAUGGCUAUUUUGAAACAAUAUGUUGAAAUUGAAAGAAAUGAUGUAGUAGAUCAUUGGCAUCCAGAAUGUUAUAUGAUUCAAAAGUUUUGGAAUGUCAAAGUAGCUCAUCCUUCUCUAAAAGACAGCGAUUCUAUAGCUACAAAAGAUUACAAGCUGCUAGAGCCAUCAGCAUUAUUUCAAGUUCAAAAAGAUAUGGAAGAAAAAGUGAUAAGUAUUUGGUCAGUUUUAUCAGCAUUUGAAGAAUCAUCUGCUGUUUGUAUAUCCGAAAUGUUACUUCAUGUUUCUAAUGGAGCAUAUAUCGAGAGCAUCUGUUUAUCAGAAAGAUUUUUAGUGCAUGUAGAGGCAUUAUUUGCUGGAAUAGACAAAAUCCAUUGUACAUAUGAAGAAUAUAAUCAAACGGAAUUUAAAUAUACAAGAGAGGCUAAAAUGCUUUGCAAGAAAAUUAUCAACUUCUUUUCUUUAUUAUCUAGAACAGGCGAUAUGGAAAUGAAAAAAUUAGGAAUUACUCAAGAAUUAUUAUCCUUAGUGACAGGUCUAGCCCAUUAUCUAAAAAUUUUAAUACGGUUAGCAUUGACAUCUGCUUUACGUCUGGAAAUUAUAGUUGGGAAGCCUGUCGUUGUUUCUCGUUUAUUAGCUAAAUUGAUGGAAAUACCUGGAAAGGAAAGGCGAAGUCGUGAUUGUCAACGUUUAAUUAAAGCAAAGAAUACGGAUUAUUGUCAAUUAUGUAAAAAUACAAUUGAAGAUCAAUGUAUACGAAGUGGAGAUUAUAGGUGGCAUAUGCAUUGUUUCAAAUGUCAACAAUGCUCUUGUUCAUUAUCUAUAAAUGAAGGUGCUAUUUUUAACUCAGCUUCUUGUACUCUUCAUUGUAUUCAAUGUUCUGGGUUAUCUGCAAAGGACGCAAUACCAUUUGAAUAUAUCACUAAAUUAACUCAAUAUAGUUUCCUUUUACGAGUUGCUUUAAGUCGACUUUGUAACUUAUUGCAAAUAACAGGUAACAGACUACUCUCUCUCUCUUUCGUUCUCUCUCUCAUUCUUUUCUUUUCUCCUAAUGAUUUAGAUGCCCAACUCUCUUCAGUAGAUUAUUCGACUAAAUUAAAACCAAGUCAACAUCUUUUAAAAGAUACAAGUACAAAUAUCCAAUUAUCACCGUCAGCAGAAAAGCAAUUGACUUUAAUACCAGAAGAUAAGUUAAAUAAUGUGGAUAUUUAUCCUACAGAAAUUAUGGAUGCUAGGAGUACCGUAUCUUCUUCUACAACUCAUUUAGAAAGAAAAAUAUCACGAUCCUUUAAAAUGGCAAAUAAACGCUCAACUAUUCUCGGUAAUGCAGAUCUGACAGCAUCACUUCGAACCCAAACACAAUCUUCUUCUAUCCCACCUGUUCGAUUAGAUAGUUUACAACGUCGUAUUGACCACCAAAAAGAUUUACCAGAUUUACCUCCAAAUCCGAAUCAUGUAACACGUCAUAAAGCAACGCGUAGUGUUGGUUUAGAUGAUUUACCACAAUUAGCAGCCGCAGCUGUAGCCUCUAAGAAACAAAUGAUAGCCCAUUUAUCUCAUUCAAUUCAUAUCCCUACUACUGCCUCAGGUCGUCCUCGUAUUUAUCUUUCAGAACUAUCAGCUUUACAAUAUAUGAUUAUUCGUUAUGUAGCCGUUGUUCAUAUUGAACAAUAUGUUAAAUCCUCCUUUUCUUCAAGUGAGCUUUUAAAUCUAAUCGAGACUAAAAAGGGAUCUAUCUGGGGCAAAUUUUUUACACCCUUUAAAAAGCAAAAGAAUCAUGUGACUAAAGCAAAAGAGGAAGGUACAUUUGGUGUCCCACUUGACAUUUUAACAGAGAGAACAGGAGUUGAAUCCAAUUUAGGUUCAGGGCAUUCUCCAAUAAAAUUAGCUGCUUUUGUAGAUGAUGCAAUUACUGCUAUGCGACAAAUGGAUAUGACAGCCGAGGGUGUCUUUAGAAAGAAUGGUAAUAUUCGACGUCUAAAAGAGCUUUCAGAUGCUUUAGAUCGAAAUCCUAAUGAAGUGGAUUUGACUCAAGAAAGUGCUAUUCAAGUAGCUGCUUUAUUAAAAAAAUUUCUUCGUGAUUUACCCGACCCAUUAUUAACUCAUAAACUUCAUCCUUUAUUUCUAUGUGCUGAAAGAAUUGAAAAUUCUUUAGAAAGAAAAAGAGCUUUACAUCUUGUAUGUUGCAUAUUACCUAGAUGUAAUCGAGCCACUAUGGAAGUUUUGUUUGUAUUCUUAAGAUGGGUUGCAUCCUUUUCUCAUGUUACAGGUGAUGUUGGUAGUCGUAUGGAUAUUCCAAAUUUAGCACGAGUUAUUGCACCUAAUAUUUUAACAGCUAACUCAAAAGAUCCUUUAAAGGAUGACUCAUUUGCAGCAAUUCGAGUUAUUGAAGUUUUAUUAGAAUCUUAUGAAGAAUUUUGUUUAGUGCCAGAUGAUUUAGAAAUAUUUUUAGAAGAUCCCAAUUUAAACGAUGUUGAUAUGUCGCCUAAAGAAUUCUUUAAACGAGUAGAACAAACAGUGAAGCAUAAUAUGAAUACACAUAGUAGUGCAGUAUCCUCUAAAUCUAUGACAGAUGGUCGUCAUCAUCCACCUACCUCUAUCUAUGCACAACCUCAGUUUUUACCUUAUACCAAUAAACAUCCAAAUUCAGAUUAUGUGCCUAAACAAUUAAAUAUGAGAUAUCAUCAACCUGGAGGAUCCAUGCCUUCACCGCCACGACGUAUGGAGAGUCAUGAAUCUUUUACAUCUAUUCAUUCUUCUCCUCUACAGAAAGACUCUCAUCCAACAUCCUUAUAUCGUUAUCCACAUUACCAGCAACAACAACAACAGCAAUCAUCACCUUUAAAUCCCACGCCUAACUCUACUACUUCAGCUGUUGCUAAUGCUAUUUCUACUCCUACACUAUAGAAAGAGCGAUUUUCUCAUUCUACAAUAUCCAUAUCCAUAUCCAUAUCCAUAUAUAUAUAUGUAUAUAUACACAUAUAUAUAUUUAUAUAUAAUACGGUCAUUUUCAACUCUUUCUCUUUCUCUCUC
Messenger RNA from Cokeromyces recurvatus, 3546 nucleotides. RefSeq lists its product as uncharacterized. Gene Ontology annotation, biological process: signal transduction; actin cytoskeleton organization. The record is from RefSeq and is a predicted model, not a curated record. Bases 49 to 3420 code for a protein of 1123 amino acids. NCBI's taxonomy places the organism in Eukaryota, Fungi, Mucoromycota, Mucoromycetes, Mucorales, Mucoraceae. The transcript has 10 exons. Gene Ontology annotation, cellular component: cytoplasm.